Messenger RNA from Triplophysa rosa, 3535 nucleotides. It is a transcript of the gene mlnr, whose product is annotated as motilin receptor. Gene Ontology annotation, biological process: G protein-coupled receptor signaling pathway. Bases 421 to 1473 code for a protein of 350 amino acids. The transcript is spliced from 2 exons. Gene Ontology annotation, cellular component: plasma membrane. The record is from RefSeq and is a predicted model, not a curated record. NCBI's taxonomy places the organism in Eukaryota, Metazoa, Chordata, Actinopteri, Cypriniformes, Nemacheilidae. Gene Ontology annotation, molecular function: G protein-coupled peptide receptor activity.
AUUUAACUGGGAUAUAAUAUACUUUAACACAAAAAAGAAACCAAUUUUGGACCACCAUGUUGAGCUCUAACACAAAGUAUAUGGUGUAAACAUCUAAUGAUGUAAUUACAUAAAUCAGGAGCUCUGUGUUCAUUCAAAUGCACAUGAAAAUCUCCGCCUCUUGCUACUGUCAUGUCCUUGUAUGUCUACGAUGUCUCCGCCUCUCACUAUUUAAUUAAGAUUUGGACAAAGUGAUGUUUUGCACGCACACAGUGGAGGUGAUGCUGUCAUCUCCGAGCACGACUUAAACAAGCCCAAUUCCUCUCGUCCCUUCAAGCGCACAGCAUCUUAUUGCAAACAGAUCUUUUUCAUCCACAUCGUCUUGUAGAGAUCUUACAUUUUUUAAUCCCUCCCAUCAAGCAACUACCAAUUUCCAUCAACAUGGAUGAGUCUAUGGAUGACCACCAUUGGGGAGACUCUCUGUUUCCAACUUCCACCCUCAUCCCAGUCACCAUCAUUUGCCUCCUCCUCUUCAUCAUCGGUGUGACCGGCAACACCAUGACCAUCCUACUCAUCCAGCGCUUCAAGGACAUGAAAACCACCACCAACCUGUACCUCUCCAGCAUGGCCGUAUCAGACCUGGUCAUCUUCCUCACCCUCCCCUUUGACCUGUACCGCCUCUGGAAGUACGUCCCCUGGGUCUUCGGCGAGCUGGUGUGUCGUCUGUCGCACUACCUCCAUGAGGGAUGCACCAACGCUACCAUCCUCCACAUAACUGUACUGAGCAUGGAGCGUUACAUGGCCAUCUGCUUCCCUUUUAAAGCCAAGGCUGCCAUUAGCAAACGUAGGGUCAAGUAUGUCAUUCUGGCACUGUGGGGCUUCGCCUUGCUCUCCGCCGCUCCGAUGUUCUUCCUGAUGGGUGUGGAAUAUGAGAACGAGACGAUGCAUGACCCCAACACACGCCAGUGCAAGCACACGCGCUACGCCAUUGACUCCGGGCUUCUCCACACCACCAUCUGGGUGUCGACCGCCUACUUCUUCUGCCCCAUGUUUUGUCUGCUCUGUCUGUAUGGGGCCAUUGGACGCAAGUUGUGGAAGAGCCGUCAUGAGCUUCAUGGGCCUAAUGGAGAAGCCAGACAGAGGGUUCACCGACAGACUGUUAAGAUCCUGGCUGUUGUUGUGUUGGUGUUUGCCGUCUGCUGGCUGCCCUACCACAUCGGUCGAUUCCUCUUCACACACGUGGAUGACUAUCACUCCGCCCGCCUCAGUCAGGAUUUGAAUGUGGCUUCCAUGGUCCUGUUUUACUUCAGUGCCUCAGUUAACCCUGUUCUCUACAACCUCAUGUCCAACAAGUACCGCUCGGCUGUCAAACGCCUCUUCGUGUUGCCGCGCAGGCUCCACCAGAGGCACCUCUCAUCUCGCGAUGACAUCACCGCCUGCACGGACACUUUCGCCGGGGUAAAAGAGACCAUCGUCUCUACUGUAUCUCAUUAAAUUACGACUGGCAAGGAUUGUGGAAACAUGUUACACAGAGCACAGUCGUGUGGCUCUCGUGGUUAAUAUCGAGAAUAAAAUUAGACGAAAAUUAAUAAUUCACUGUUUUCAGUUGACGGGUUUUACUCAUAUACCUGUUAUUACACACGUGGCUGACUGCUUUGGUGGUACAGUAAUGAGUGAACAUGUUUGAUCCAUAUUAUGUUAUGGAUUUUUGUGUAAACAUAGCCUACUCGAUCAAGUGGAUUUUUAUAGCUGUUUUGGUAGAUAAUGUUUUCUUUUAUUGUAACCAACGCAAGAACGUAAACGUUAUGUGGCCUAAACAAAGAAUCGAUUACUUUUGAAUUGUUUUAAUUGAAUAGCCUACUCUGUAAAAAAACAUUUUUUAAAGAUUUUCUACGUAUGUUUUUUUUUCAAUGUCAUGUUGUUGUUUUUUUACAGGUUUUUGAUCUACGGUCAAAAACUGUAAAAUCACAGAAAACGAAAACAAAUUUACAAGAAAAACGGGGAAAACAAUUCCCUGAUAGCACACCUACAUAUGGCAGACAUCUAUUUGAUGUCUGCAUUUUCAUCUGCAAAACAUCUGGCAGAUGCUGUUUGCUCAUCUGCCCUACAUCUCUGAGACGUCUGCUGUCGGAUGUCAUAUAGACCUCUAGAAGAUGUCUGUAAGAUGUGUAGUGUAUGAUAUAGAAUGGAUGUACAACAGCUCUUUCUAAGACGUUUAGCAGAUGUUUUUACACAGCAGAUGUUUUCCAGAUCUCCAGAUCUUUAGCAGACAUCUUACAGAUGUACCUGUGCUAUCUGGGUUUAAUAUAUAUCCUGUUUCACCAGCUUACAGAACGUUUUGGUUUUUUAACAGAAUUUUAUAGGCCUACUGUGAAUAUAUAGGCCUAUACAAUACAAAUUAAUAUUAAUAUAAAUUAGGUGUUUAACAGACCCAGGUCAAAAGAGACAUUUUCCCAAUCCCCCAAAAUAAACAUGAAUAUUAUAACCCUGCUAUUUGCUUUUUUAGAUAUCAUGGUUUGCCAAGUCAGUGUGAGACUUAAAAUACAUAAAAGUAUUUAAAUACUUUAGUAUAGCUUCAAAAACAUCUCAUGUUCCAUGAUGUCUUGAAAUUCAGCAAAACCAACUGAGCUGAAAGCAACUAGUCAAAACAAAUACAGAAAGUUCAAAAGUUUAGGAUCACUUGAAAAAAAAUGUUUCUCGUGAUCUUGAAAAUCUAUUAAUCUGAAGGUGUAUUUCAAUGUUUGAAAUCAGGUUUGUAUAGACAUAUAAUUGUGCCAACAAAUAAUAAAUAAAAAGCGGUCAAUAAGAGUCCAACAUAUGAACAUUUCUUCAGUAUAAAAAGCUUCGAGACCUCAAGAAACUGGAUGAUAAAAUGCAGUGUACGAUCAAGUGGCUACUUUAAAGAUGCUAAAAUAGAGUUCAUUUAUUUUGGAUGCUUUAUAAUUCCCACAGCUACAUUUGUGUUAUUUCAUGGUUUUGAUGGGUUUAACAUUACACUAAACUGAGGGAAAAUAUAAAUAAAGAGUGAUCCUAAACCUUUGACCGGUAGUGUAUAAAUCGGUUUAAUGUUGUUUUGUGGUGCACCUGAGCCCUGCAAAUGAGAUGAUGCUGUACAUGCACACGUCUUCAUUCCUAACAACACUAUUGUAUUACACGGGCUCUUAGGCUACAUUAUGUCUUAUACUGGAACCACAAUCCAAAUCUUUAAAUUCAAAUUAAACCUGUUUACCACUCAGUCCAUCACAAAAGAACCCCUCUUUACGUCAUUCCCGCGGAGUUAUGUUAUGAUACAUAAUCUUGAAAUGUGACCCUUGAAUUAUGAUUAAAUUAUUCAGUUGUGUCCGAUUGCCUGUCUUUUCCUUUGCUCCUAUUCUUGUUUAUUGUGAUAAUAUAGGAUGGUAAAAUCAUUAGGUAUUGCUAUAUCGUUUUUUAUCUGUUAUUCUUUCAAAGAUUGCUUACGUUCCUCUCUCUUCUUCAUAUUUUUUGUGUAUUUUGAUGUGCAACUGUAGUAUUAACAGCAAGCCUUACAUCUGCUGUACUGUGUGAAAUUGGAAAA